GACCCCAUCUCCUUGGAGGAGCCAAGUGGGGUGGCUGCAGCCUCUGCAAGCAAGCUGACUCCUUUGGGGCAUAAUUCACCCUUUCUCAUAGCCUCUGUCCCCCGAGGCCAAGCCUACAGGGUCCAUCUCUGCAGAUUUUCUGCCCACGAGUUCCCUGGAGCACAGAGAACACUCCUGAGAGAGAGAGUCCUUGUCACACCACUCAUGAUCUCCCAGGCUGCUUCUCCCCAGUGCUUAGCACAUGGAGAUGCAUUCAUUUUUUUGUGAGCACGUUUACUGACUGCGUGGCUCCCAUGCCAGCCUGGACACUCUGUGAGGCCAGGCUCUGCCUCUGGUUUCCCCACUCAGUCCCCAGCACCCAGCCCAGUCCUGGUGCAUAGGAGACGCUUGCCACACAGCUGCUGUGUGGGUGGAUGGACGGAUGCAUGAAGAAUCCGUGGUGCGGAGCACAUGGGGAAGUGGCCUUUGUUCUUCCAUAUAGAACAGCAGAGGCGGGAAGACCGAGGAUCAGAAAUUCCAGAGGUGGGGAGCACGGUGGAAGUGGAUGCACUUGGGGGACCGUCUCAGAGGGGCUGGCCCACUCCUACUACGCCAGAUCUGGAGGUGCGCCCCUGUCUGAACUCCAUCCUGCCUGCUGCCCAGCAACUCCCUGGCUUCCUCCCUGUCACAUGGGACUCCCGCACCUGGUGCUGUCGGGGACCGCUCCCCACACUCCACGCCCUCCGGACCUCGCAGGACAUUUCCAGGUCUGGCCACAAGGUGGAGCAUGGCAGCUGCAGGACAGUGCUGGGGGCCGGGCUGCAGAGGAGCCUGGACCUGCGCCCGGUGACCUCCCCGCUCUGUGAACGUGUGGGAGUUUGUGUCUGUGCAUCCAGAGAACCAGAGGGCUGUGGUUGACUUGCCGUGCUCCCCCCAACCCCCCACUGGGAUUGCCUGGGUCUCUGGGGGAUCACCGAGAAGCUGGAUAAAGAGGGCUGGCACUGUUGCCUCGGCUCACUAAUGCCUCAUGGUUUUACAGUGUCUCUGAGAUGACCUGGAUUCCUGAACCAGGUUUCCUUGAAGAGCUCCUCCUGUCCACCCCAACAAGAGGCCAGCUGGAGAGCAAGCAAACAUCGAGUGCAGCAGGAGACUAUAAGGGUCUGGAUCCCGAUGGCUUCCGCUGCUACUGCGUGCCGGGUUUCCAGGGCCCACGCUGCGAGCUGGACAUCGAUGAGUGUGCAUCCCGGCCGUGCCACCAUGGGGCCACCUGCCACAACCUGGCCGAUCGCUACGAGUGCCAUUGCCCCCUUGGCUAUGCAGGCGUGACCUGCGAGACGGAGGUAGACGAGUGCGCCUCGGCGCCCUGUGUGCACGGGGGCUCGUGCCUGGACGGCGUGGGCUCCUUCCGCUGUGUGUGCGCGCCGGGCUACGGGGGCACCCGUUGCCAGCUGGACCUUGACGAGUGCCAGAGCCAGCCAUGUGCGCAUGGGGGCACGUGCCACGACCUGGUCAAUGGGUUCCGGUGCGACUGCGCGGGCACCGGCUACGAGGGCACGCGCUGCGAGCAGGAGGUGCUGGAGUGCGCAUCGGCGCCCUGUGCGCACAACGCGUCCUGUCUCGAGGGUCUCGGGAGCUUCCGCUGCCUCUGUUGGCCAGGCUACAGCGGCGAGCUGUGUGAGGUGGACGAGGACGAGUGUGCAUCGAGCCCCUGCCAGCACGGGGGCCGAUGCCUGCAGCGCUCUGACCCGGCCCUCUACGGGGGCGUCCAGGCCACCUUACCUGGUACCUUCAGCUUCCGCCACGCUGUGGGCUUCGUGUGCCACUGCCCUCCUGGCUUUGAGGGAGCCGACUGCGGUGUGGAGGUGGACGAGUGUGCCUCACGGCCAUGCUUCAACGGAGGCCGCUGCCAGGACCUGCCCAAUGGCUUCCAGUGUCACUGCCCAGAUGGCUACGCAGGGCCGACAUGUGAGGAAGAUGUGGAUGAAUGCCUGUCAGAUCCCUGCCUGCAUGGCGGAACCUGCAGUGACACUAUGGCAGGCUAUAUCUGCAGGUGCCCAGAGACGUGGGGCGGGCGCGACUGUUCUGUGCAGCUCACUGGCUGCCAGAGCCACACCUGCCCACUGGCUGCCACCUGCAUCCCUAUCUUCGAGUCUGGGGUCCACAGUUAUGUCUGCCAUUGCCCACCUGGUACCCAUGGACCUUUCUGUGGCCAGAAUACCACCUUCUCUGUGAUGGCUGGGAGCCCCAUUCAGGCAUCAGUGCCAGCUGGUGGCCCCCUGGGUCUGGCACUGAGGUUUCGCACUACGCUGCCUGCUGGGACCUUGGCCACUCGCAAUGACACCAGGGAAAGCUUGGAGCUGGCAUUGGUGGCAGCCACACUUCAGGCCACACUCUGGAGCCACGGCACCACUGUGCUUGUCCUGAGACUGCCAGACCUGGGCCUAAACGAUGGCCAUUGGCACCAGGUGGAGGUGGUGCUCCACCUAGCGACCCUGGAGCUACGGCUCUGGCAUGAGGGCUGCCCUGCCCGGCUCUGUGUGGCCUCUGGUCCUGUGGCCCUGGCUCCCACGGCUUCAGCAACUCCACUGCCUGCUGGGAUCUCCUCCGCCCAGCUGGGGGACACGACCUUUGCAGGCUGUCUCCAGGACGUGCGUGUGGAUGGGCACCUCCUGCUGCCUGAGGAUCUCGGCGACAACGUCCUCCUGGGCUGCGAGCGCCGAGAGCAGUGCCAGCCUCUGCCUUGUGUCCAUGGAGGGUCCUGCGUGGAUCUGUGGACUCAUUUCCGUUGCAACUGUCCUCGACCCCAUAGGGGUCCCACGUGUGCUGAUGAGAUUCCUGCCGCCACCUUUGGCUUGGGAGGCGCCCCAAGUUCUGCCUCCUUUCUGCUUCAAGAGCUGCCAGGCCCCAACCUCACACUGUCUUUCCUUCUCCGUACUCGGGAGCCCGCUGGCCUGUUGCUCCAGUUUGCCAAUGACUCCGCAGCUGGUCUGACAGUAUUCCUGAGCGAGGGUCAGAUCCGGGCUGAGGCGCCGGGCGGUCCUGCUGUAGUGCUCCCUGGGCGCUGGGAUGAUGGGCUGCGUCACCUGGUGACGCUCAGCUUCGGGCCUGAGCAGCUCCAGGACCUGGGGCAGCACAUGCACGUGGGCGGGAGGCUCCUUGCUGCUGACAGCCAGCCCUGGGGUGGGCCCUUCCGAGGCUGCCUCCAGGACCUGCGACUCGAUGGCCGCCACCUCCCCUUCUUUCCUCUGCCACUGGAUAACUCAAGCCAGCCGAGCGAGCUUGGCGGCAGGCAGUCCUGGAACCUCACCGCAGGCUGUGUCUCCGAAGACAUGUGCAGUCCUGACCCCUGUUUCAAUGGUGGGACUUGCCUCGUCACCUGGAACGACUUCCACUGUACCUGCCCUGCCAAUUUCACAGGGCCUACGUGUGCCCAGCAGCUGUGGUGUCCCGGCCAGCCCUGUCUCCCACCUGCCACGUGUGAGGAGGUCCCUGAUGGCUUUGUGUGUGUGGCGGAGGCCACGUUCCGCGAGGGUCCCCCCGUCGCGUUCAGCGGGCACAACGCAUCGUCGGGGCCCUCGCUCGGCAGCCUGUCGCUGGCCUUCCGCACGCGCGACUCCGAGGCCUGGCUGCUGCGUGCCACGGCAGGCGCCCUGGCAGGCGUGUGGCUAGCGGUGCGCAAUGGCUCACUGGCGGGGGGCGUGCGCGGAGGCCACGGCCUCUCCGGUGCUGUGCUGCCCAUACCUGGGCCGCGCGUGGCCGAUGGUGCCUGGCACCGAGUGCGCCUGGCCAUGGAGCGCCCGGCGGCCGCUCCCUCGCGCUGGCUGCUGUGGUUGGACGGUGCAGCCACCCCGGUGGCGCUGCGCGGCCUGGCCGGUGACCUGGGCUUCCUGCAGGGCCCAGGUGCCGCGCACAUCCUGCUGGCCGAGAACUUCACCGGCUGCCUGGGCCGCGUGGCGCUGGGCGGCCUGCCCCUGCCCUUGGCGUGGCCCCGACCCGGCGUGGCCCCUGGAGCCCGAGAGCACUUCGCUGCCUGGCCUGGGACGCCGGCCCCCAUCCUCGGCUGCCGCGGCAUGCCCGUGUGUGCGCCCUCGCCCUGUCUUCACGGCGGUGACUGUCGCGACCUCUUCGACGCCUUCGCCUGCGCCUGCGGACCGGGCUGGGAGGGCCCGCGCUGCGAGGCCCACGUCAACCCCUGUCACUCCGCGCCCUGCGCCCGUGGCCGCUGUCACACGCACCCCGACGGCCGCUUCGAGUGUCACUGCCCGCCCGGCUUCGGGGGCCCGCGCUGCAGGUUGCCUGUCCCAUCCAAGGAGUGCAUCCUGAAUGUCACCUGCCUCGAUGGCAGCCCGUGUGAGGGUGGCUCUCCCGCUGCCAACUGCAGCUGCCUGGAGGGUCUUGCUGGCCAGAGAAGGGCGUGCCCCUGCCGCUGCCAUUUCCGCUGCUGGAGGUGGCCGUGCCUGCAGCCUGUGCCUGCCUCCUCCUCCUCCUCCUGGGCCUCCUUUCAGGGAUCCUGGCAGCCCGAAAGCGCCGCCAGUCCGAGGGCACCUACAGCCCAAGCCAGCAGGAGGUGGCUGGGGCCCGGCUGGAGAUGGACAGUGUCCUCAAGGUGCCACCGGAGGAGAGACUCAUCUAGGCCAGCCUGGCUGCCGGCACCAGCACCUGGAGGUCCUGAAUGGUUUCUACCUGGAGACCCAAGGAAGCUGCUGCCACGGCUCGGGACAUUGCUAUGGAAGUGUCCCCUUGGCUGGCAGCCUCUGCCUCUGCCCCAUCGUGGAUGGAGGAUGAGGGGAGCAACUCAGGGAAACAGAGACCUAGAGAGGCUGUGGACUUCAUCCCACCCUCGGGGUUGUGCCUCGGCAGGUGUACGGCUGUGCGUGGGAGGGCACAUGUGGGUGCACACAGUGUGUGUAUCUGGAGGAGUGUGUCUGAGUGUGUACCUGGGCCCGUGUUAGUCUACAGAUGCUAGUGUGUGUCCUGACAGGGCUGCAGGGCGUGUCUGCUGCGUUUGCUGUGUGUCUAUGACUGUGAUGGGUGCGGCUGAUCUCAGGAGGCGGUGGCUGCUCCACGGGGUCAACCAUUACAGUCCUGGGGCAGGGGCGGCCUAAGGCUGCACGUUCUCCAGGAGGCCAGGCCGGGGUUGCCCAGGCACCAAGGCCAGGGUUCCUGCCUCCUUCCCUGCCUCUGGGGGCUGCUCCUGCCACGGAGGCAGCUGGGAAGUCGGGAGGCCACUGGCAGAGGCCGAGUGGGCUCUGGCUCCUAGAACAAACAUCCCUUCAGGCAGGUCUGUCUGCCAGAAGCCAGAGCCAGUCACGCGAGGGAACCACAGACCCACCCGCCCCCUCAGGCGGAGCAGCCCAAGGGAGCAGAGGAGGGGCUGCCUUGAGCUUCCCACCCUGCUGUGGUCAUUUGUCAAAGGGGGAAGGCACCCCCGCCUACCUCACAGGGCUGUUGUGAGGAUCGGAGAGGAUGACAAUGGGGAGAGAAUCUGGACGUCGUCAACUCCCGUCUGAUGGGAAGGAUCGUCUGCAUGUCCUUCUGGGAUAAGGAUGACAGAGCAACCCUUCUCCUGCCCCAAACGCCCCCAGCUCACCCAACCACCUCUGGGUCUCCAGCUCCGGUCCUCCCUGGCAGCCUGGCGAGCGAGCUCCUUCCCCUGAUGACCGGUUGCCUCUACACAGAUUCGGCGAGAGGACUCGAAGGAAGCCCUCUGGGGUGUCUGCUGAGCGGAGGAGCUCAGUGAACACUGGCGCUGCGUCUGUGUCAGGGCUGGGCCUGCAGAGGCAGACUCGGGGGAGACUCUGCUGCUUGCUCCCAGCCCCUUCCCCGGCGAUGCCCAUCACACUGUGACCUCCGAUCCCUGAAGGGCACUUGCCUAAGGGCCUGGCCUCCUUCCAGCUUCAUGGACCUGGAGAUGUGCCCUUUCGUCCUUCCUGCUUCUCAGGCCAGGAGAUCCGUUUACACUUUUGGGUCGACAGUCAGCUUUUCCUUUCGGUUUCGGCGAGUCCCAGAGGCAUGGGUGUCCAAUCCAAGGUGGAACCACGUGACAACUUGGGGGACUGGGACAUGGGACUGGGAAGUCAGCAGAGGCUGGGAUAGAGAGGGCCCUGAACGCCAGGCUCAGGGGCUUGCCUGGUCCUUAUCCUGGAGGAGGUGGAACCACUUUUCGCUGAACUUUCUCUACAACCCUUGGGAACAGGGGGAGGAGGCAUCCGGUUCCCUUGCCUUAGCGGGUUCCAGGGUCAGUUUACUGAGUUAGGGAUUUGGAAAACCUGUGUCAGCUGUGACUCCUAGGAUAUUUUAUGUGGAACCCCAACAUGUAGAUGAAAGCUG
Messenger RNA from Cercocebus atys (sooty mangabey), 6309 nucleotides. RefSeq names its product crumbs family member 2 (gene CRB2). Gene Ontology annotation, molecular function: Notch binding; calcium ion binding. NCBI's taxonomy places the organism in Eukaryota, Metazoa, Chordata, Mammalia, Primates, Cercopithecidae. Gene Ontology annotation, cellular component: protein-containing complex; plasma membrane. Gene Ontology annotation, biological process: heterophilic cell-cell adhesion; establishment or maintenance of epithelial cell apical/basal polarity; Notch signaling pathway. The coding region runs from base 1029 to 4931 and encodes 1300 amino acids. The record is from RefSeq and is a predicted model, not a curated record. The transcript is spliced from 14 exons.